UUUGCAUGUCUCUCCCGCUGAUCGGGUGCUUUCUGAUCAGACCAAGGGAGUGCUCCAUUCUCCAUGGUUGUUGUCGGUGCUACAGUUGUGCAACUUGCUAGCCCCACCGGCUGGCCGCGAAUCACGUAAGGACAAAUCGUCGAUCCUGCGUUCUAAUUAAUGGUCAGCGAGGUAUUGUGGGGGCGCUCUAGAUAGUUACCCGCCGGUAAAAUCAGACGAGACCCGCCACAGUCAGCUAACAGCGUGGUCGACGUUAAAACAGCUGGGAGCCCAGCACACGACGCGGCGUUGAUGAACUACGUACGGUUUGUCUAUGGAGUACUGCCAAAGAUGUGAAUAGUGUCGGAGCGCACAACCGAUAACCGCAUUGCGAGUGCAUGCCCAAUUGGCCACACCGUGGCCGUGACGGCGAUGUUAAUACCCGCAUUUACUGCCCUUCUAGAGAACGAGGAACCUUCUCCGGAUUGCUAAACCAGAGAAACUCUCACGAAGACGCUCCAAGGGUGAAAUGCAUUAAAAUUUCAUAUUUACAAGAUUUCGUCUUUUGUGGAGGUACCAACGUUCCAGCAUAUGGACUGUCCAAAAGAAUCCAUGAAGAGAAGAUACCACUCGAUCGCAAUGAGCUGCAACCAUCUCUUGUAUUAUGAGAUCUUUGCUCGCCUCCGAUAGAGGAGUCCAACGAGUAACCUGAGCGGGAAACUGAUCGUCAUCUUUCCGUGGAAUUUGAAGAAAGCAGCCUUUGACUGUUUCGGUAGCACUGGGAGUGAAUGCUUACACUGAGCGGACGGCUGCGACAGGAGCCAUGGGACAUACGGGGGCAGCCUGCCCCUCGAAAAUGCACCGAUCAUGCCGAUUGACAUCGACCGUGGCUUUUUGUCUUCUGAACUGUUUAAUUCCAGUGGCCUUUUCUCAAGGAGCUCUGCCAGCAACUGGUCCUCCUGCUGUUCUUCCAGUUUUUUCUGAGGAGCCUCAAGAUGCCUACAUCAUCAAGAACCGGCCGGUCACCCUCUCCUGCCGGGCCCAGCCCGUCUUCCAGCUCUACUUCCAGUGCAACGGAGAGUGGAUGGCGGCUGAGCGGCUGGAGCACCACGAAACCUUUGAUGACAUCGAAGAGCAGCUCAUGAUCAUCAGCAUAUCAAUCACCAAAGAAGAUGUGGAGCAGUACUUUGGCAACGAGGACUACAGUUGCCAGUGUGUUGGAUGGAGUGACACAAACACACACGCGACGAGUAGUAAGGGAUACGUGCGCAUAGCAAGUCUCAAGAGACUGUUUGAGCAAGAGCCCCUCGGUCAGCGAGUUCAGCCACAGCAAUCAAUCCACCUUUUGUGUCGUCCACCUCACGGGGUCCCCGAGCCAGAAGUGUACUGGGAGAAGAAUGGCGUGCGCAUCGACACGUCAGACGUGCACUACCUGCAGACCCAGGAGGGCCUGAUAUUAAACCAGAUCAGGCUGGAGGACAACGGGAAUUACACGUGUGUCGCAGAGAACAUAGCAGCGAGACGGGAGAGUGAGCCCGCCCAGGUGAUCGUCUAUGUGGACGGAGGUUGGACAUCGUGGAGUCGUUGGACAGAGUGCGACGUCACCUGCGGCACGGGACUGCGAGAGCGCCGGCGUUUGUGCACCAAUCCACCGCGGAGGAAUGGCGGCCAGCCCUGCCCCGGCCAAGAUGUGCAGACCAUCUCAUGCACCGAGGAUUGCCCAGUAAAUGGAGAGUGGGGGAGGUGGUCUGAUUGGUCGACAUGUAGUAGUCACUGUCAGCAAGUUCGGAGUCGUAAUUGUGAUGAUCCGCCCCCCAGCAAUGGCGGCCAAGACUGCUUUGGCGAAAAUAUUGAGAGGAGGAACUGCUCUGGCGGGCGCUGCCCAAAUAUGAAAGCUUCCCCAACCACCGUUAAUCCACCAGUCGCAGCCAUGGGGACAGACAACGGAAAGGGUCCGCCAGUUGCUGCUAACGAUGAGGACCCAAAAGUGAAAGAUUCCAGUGAGGAUCAAAUCCCACUCUACAUUGGCGUAGCUGUGGCAGUGUUGGUCUUUCUCUGCGUCUUUGUCUUCAUUAUUGUCUGCAUAGUCACACGCCGGAAAAGGCAAGGGUCCGGCUUCACAGCAUCAACCAGAGAUGAGUGUAAUAUGGCGAUGUUGUCUGUCCAGCCCGAUUUGACUCAGUCAGCACCUCACACCAUGUGCACUCAUGUCACCCUCCCCAACCACAACCCAGAAAAGGUCCAGAUGACAGAGAAGAUCCAGAUGACGCCCUCGCCCGUCUUCCCCACCGAGGCCUACUACGAAGAUCCCAAGGACAUCAAGCCCAAUGGCAUGGUGGUGACAUACCUGGGCAAGAAUGGCGUCAUGACACACCUGAAUGAUUACUCGUCGGACUCGUCGAACUACGCCGUGCCGAAUGGUACCCCAAUCGUCGAUCCCUCCAUGCAUCAGUACAUCCCACUCGUUGGGCCCACGCAAGAGUGCUGCCGUCAGGCCCUCCACAACCGCCCCCCGCUGGACUUGCCAUGCCGCAACAUGGCCCACGCCCCAUCGCCACAGCAGCGGUGCACGGAGCCCGACGGCGAGGACAGCACCACAGCAUUUCACGAGUGCCGGCUGCGUGACUCCGCUGUGCACUCGUCGGAGGAGGAGAGCAUCUCGCCUGGCUCACCCUACGGGUCAGAUCAGGGCAGGGCACCCUCUAUUGUCAGUGCGGGGAUCCCGUCUCAUAUAGACUCGCACUGUAUGUCCUGGGGAAUGGUGAGCCAUCGUGGCGGCAGACUAGUCAUACCCGAUGCAGGGAUCAGCAUGUUCAUACCUGAAGGGGCCCUCCCCAAAGGUCACUCCGAGGACCUCUACAUUGCGGUCAGCCGGGACGUCAACGACCGUCCCCGGGUCAGCGGCAAGCAGACCAUCCUCAGCCCUGUGGUCAUCUGCGGGCCACCAGGCUUGACCUUCGCCAAGCCCGUCAUCAUCAGCACGCCGCACUGCGCCAACGGCAUGAGAGGGGACUGGAGGUGCUCUGUGUACAGCAACAUUUGCCGGUCGGGCGAGAAGCAAGCUUGGGAGAAAAUCCUGACGGUAGGCGAGGAGACCAUCAACACACCCAUCUUCUGCCAAGUGGACAAGAGGCAGUGCUCCAUCGUGACAGACCAGCUCAGCUGGUUCGCCUUCGUGGGGGAGUCACUGCCCAGCCAGGCUGCCAGCAAAGUGCUGAAGAUCGCCGUGUUUGGGCCCGUCCUGCGAGCCAUGAUGGACUACAGUGUCAAGGUCUACAUCAUGGAGGACACACCUGAUACUUUGGAGAAUGUGAUUCAGAUUGAGCAGAGGCUAGGCGGCCGACUGCUGCACAGACCCAAGCAGCUGCACUUCACGGACACCGGCCACAACCUGCGGCUGUCCAUCGAGGACAUUAUGUCAGGCUGGCAGUGCAAAGUUGCCUCAAACUUCCAGGAAAUCCCUUUCUAUCACAUUUGGAGUGGAGCGUCCAACACUUUGCACUGUGCCUUCACCCUGGGAAGGGUCGACCCCACUGUCUCUAUGGUGAGAUGUCGCAUCGAGGUCAUGCAGGGGUCGUCCCCGAACACGAGGCAGGUCAUCGAGAUAUCUCGAUGUGUGGACGACAUAUCCUGCGACCACAGUCACUCGGAUCCAGACGUGGCCAACUGCAGCUCCAGCUAUGGCUCCAUGACCCUGGAGGCCCCCAACAAGGCUUUUCGCCUGUCCCGGCCCUUCCGCUCCCAGCUCUGUACCCUGCUGGACCCACCCAGGAGCCGAGGGAAUGACUGGAGGAUGCUGGCCUCCAAACUGGGUGUGGAUGGCUACAUUAACUACUUUGCUAUCAAGCCAAGCCCCACUGACCAAAUCCUAGACCUGUGGGAGGCAAGGCACCGGGAGGAAGGUGCUGUCUUGGACCUGGCCCGAGUCCUGCAGGAGAUGGGUCGGCAGGAUGCACUGGCUGUGGUGGAGAAGCAGCUAGGCGCGUGGAUGUAAAAUAAACUUAUGGAGGAGCUGCAGGUGCAAGGAACACCUGCAGGUACCAGAUGGAAACAGGUGCACAACACCUGUAUGUGCUGAGGGGGAAUGCAAGCAACACCUGCAGGUGCCAGAGGAAAUAUGUGUGGAGGCCUGUUGGUGCAUUGCCAUCUACAGGUGCUGAGUGAGAAUGCAUAGAAUAUCUAUGUAAGUGAACACCUGCAGGUGUUCUGCCAGAAUGCUUGAAACUCCUACAGGUGCUUGAACAGCUAUGUAGAGAAUGCUAUGGACACCUUGAGAUGCACAAACACCUGCCGGUUCUUGGACCAACUGUAACUCUAUCUGUGCCUGGAACUUGAACAGGUGCUGGGAGCAUGCACAGGUGCUGUGAGCACCUGAAGAUGAGUAGACACCUGCAGGUCCUCGGACCAGUUCAAACUUUACAUGCACCUAAACUUGCACAGGUGCUUGGAACAUGUGCAGGUGCUUGAAACACCUUUUGUUUUAUGUUUUUGGCAUCAGCGAAUGUAUGCCUUGAUUACAAUAACAUGAAUUUGAAUGUUAAGUUGAGUCUAUUUCCAUUUUUCACUCCAACUGAGCUCACUAAAAGGCUUUGAUGGAAAAAAAUUGAGCAAAAUGCUGCCAUGACAUGCCUUUCAUUACGUUGAAAAUAUCUGUAGAAAAGAUAGAUUUUUGGUGUUCAAAUACAUUUUAUUUUCCCUUUACUGUCAAACUGAUAUGUGAUUUGUCUUUUAAAGUUGCUUUGAUUGGUUUAAUAUUAGUUACUUGGUGUGGGUAUGUGUAAUUUAUUUUGCAACUUUUGUAUAAUUCUUUAACUGCUGGGCUAAACUAUCAGAAUAUGGACCUUUAAGCAUGUUAAGUCUAGCUGUCUUGUAGUGGACUUUUCUCCCCUAUGGAUUGAUGGCUAUUUCUGUGUGCUCAGUGGGCUGAUAACAGGGGCCAAGGUGAUUUGGUUGGUGUUGACAAGAACCUUGUAUGUCCACUGCAAAAAUGAUAUGCAGUAUCCCAAAUCUUCUCUCAUUGAUUGAGGUGUGUGGUCUCACCAUGUGUUGAGCUUGAGACCUUGACAACUGCACCUUCUCCUUUGACACUUCCAAGUUAUGAUUUGGCAAUGUUGUGUAUCCAGCCGGGGCAAAUUCCCCCCGCCCCUUUUUGUAAGGAAUCAAUAGUGCCAGCAUUUCAGAAACUGCUCCCACUUUCUUUUGGGAGAGGAUUCUUUUACAGAUGAAAAAACUGAACAAUCAUUUUAUAUAACUUCCCACUUUGAACCCCUCCCCCUCCGAGCUGUGGCCUGAAUAUGGCACUGAUUCGGCCUACCACUUCCAAAAAAAGUCAUGGAUCGGCCUCUGGUCUUGUAGAUGUUGUCAUACUGACAGCCAAAUUUGAGCAUAAACAUCUAUCCAGCUGUCUGAUUGUAGAGCAAUUAUCCCAAAGGCCACAUGAUAUCUGGAACUUUUGCUGCCAUGUUCUGUGAUUAUGUGUGCCCGUGAGCAAAGCAUCUGUAAUCAUCCCUGAGUGCGUUCUUUUUUUUCACCGUAGUAAAAGCAGUCACGAGUAACACAUUUUUAGGAUAAUUAUUAGUUAUCUGUGAUAUAGAGUCAUGGCUUUUAACACUAUGCAACUCAAGCCGUGUACAGUAUUUGUGAAUAUGUACAUAGUCGGAGCAAUCGUGUUUAACAAUCGGAAAUCCUGCACGGAAGCAAACAAUGUCAGUUGGACAAGCUGACCAACAAAAAGUGGUCCUUACGAAAAAGUGAAUGAAUAUGAUUGUAAGAGUUGAUUUUUUUUUAAGGAGUGAUAUUUGGAAAGUGUAAGUUGUAUGAUUUUUUCUUGACUGAUCAUGUAUUUUAAUCUUCGUGUAAUCUUUAAUCAAAAAUCAAGAUUUGCAAGUCUUACGAGCUUCCCUUCAAUUGGUUGAAUAUGUAAGAAAAUGAUUUUUUUUUCAUUUUUAAUUAUGCUGACCGAACAAAAGUAUAAAUAGUUGUAAAUAUAUAUUUGAUUGGAAAUUUCUAAUGUGUAGAACUAGUUCUUUACCGAACAAAAUGCGAAUAGCUCCCUUAAAAUAUGGUAGAAAUGAUGAGUGAUUUUUCUCUCUGUAAGUAAAUCUUAAUAAGUACUAUUUUUAUAUAUGAUGCUUCUUGUAACCAUGGUUAAAUGAACUAGUGUUUUUCCUUGUAAAAAAAAAUCUUGAAAAAGUUGUUUGCAGUCUCUGCAAGUAAAAAAGUGUCGACGAUGGUGUAGGACAGACGUUUUGCCUUUGUGUUUUUUUUUUCUGACUGUCUGUAAGGGUCGAUGAAUGAGCCCCAUUAUAGAUGGAAAUCGGCGUCGUGCAUGAUCGAGAAGGGGGCACGUUUGCAUACAGCAAGCACGAUUAUUGUGCGAUCAUUUGUCAAAAAGGGAAGAUUUUUCGUGAGGGUCAUUUCAAGAAUGUUUCCAAUUCUGUGAAAAUAGAACUACUAAGUAACAUUGCUUGGCGAGCGAGCAAUGUUUGGAUGUGCAACUUAUCUGUGGAUAAAAGGUGUGGGUGAUUUAUCUGUUUAUUUUUAAAAUUCUGCUUAUCGCUCUUGAACGAUUUCUAAUGUUGGUUGUGUAAUAUUUUGCACUUUUGUAAAUGGUUGUUUUUCAAUAACUGGAACGUGGACACAUUUUCGUUUGUUCUGUUAUACGAGCUGGUGUUGAAUUUCUCACAACUCCUUGACUUGAAUCGGUUGUAUAAAAAUUAAUGUACGCAGCAAACCAUAAAGCAGAUUUUUUUUGCAUAGACAUGUAAUGUAUAAAUUUAAUUAAAAAAUACAAAUACGUAAUAUCUUUAAGAUUGCUUCUAUUGUUUCCACUGUCGGAGAGGUUUUCAUCCAAAGCCCUUCUCUUGCUUUGACCAAAAAUAUUUGAAAGUUUUGAUAUUGAAUAGUCUUUUUCCCAGGAGUUUAUUCCCGUAAGUAAGUCGAUUUGUCCCCAAAUUUAAAAAAAGGAAGAUUGCGUCGAAAUACAAUGUGUGUGAUGGUCUUCAUCGGAAGUGUUUUCCUGUUUCACGUUUUUCUUUUCCAAGUUUUCCAUCUUUGACCUGUAAAUAGUUGUCAAAAUCGAUCAUAAAGGAACGUAAUCUAAUAUAAUAGUCCAGUCGAGGGUUUACAGGGCCGCAAUCUUGCAGGCCAGUACUUUUGUUCGAGAGGGUAUGCACAAAGGAGGUUUCCGUGUCGAACAAAAAACUGCCCUGCAAGAUGUCUACCACGUAAAGCCUCUAUACGUUUUCUUAAUUAAGUUGCCCGAGGCCGAGGGAAACCAGAACUUUCCUAUACAUGUACUUAUAUCCUCGUAAGCUUUAUUGUGAUACUGGAUUAGAAUUUUAGUAUUGUUUUGCUUGUUUAAUUCUGAAGUAUAUAUCUAAAAACUUGCUUAAGAAAAUUGUUUGAUUUAAAAGAGGUUUUUGUCCAGUUAAAGAACUUUGUCAUGCAGGCAGCAUUAUUCUUGCUUUGUUUUUGUGCAUAAAUACAAUUGCAUGUGAGCUUGUUUUUUGGCAAAAAGUACUCUUCGAAGAAGUUAUUUUGUACAUUGGAGAAUGCGUAUGUUAUGGAUAUCAGCAUUAUACAUAAUGAAUAUUGAUGACCCUGGGAUGGCUCAAUUGCCACAGCAGUAUGCAUCAUCUUGACACGUAACCGUUAUUUAUUGUGAUGGAGGGGUCCGAGUAAUUUUAUGAAACCGAUUUUCUGUUGUACUGAGUGAAACCAUAAAUAUUUUGAUCACAGUGUCAUGGAUAAUAAUAAUGUCAGCACCUUGCAGUUUUGUUUACAUUUCCAUUAAUACAAGGAAAAUCAGAAUCUAGAUAAAAAAGAAUAAAGGUAUUGUUUUGGCAUAAUCAUAAAUUGGAUGUUUUGAAUAACAUUACUCGCAAUAAUCUUCAAUAUGGUUAUGUAUGAAUAUUCAUGACUAAUGACUGAUACUGUCAGGCCUGUACAUAAUGUGAAUGAGACGUUUGAAGAAAUAAAAUACCGAAAUGUUCAACCGUG
This is a messenger RNA of Acanthaster planci (crown-of-thorns starfish), 7980 nucleotides long. RefSeq names its product netrin receptor UNC5C-like. The record is from RefSeq and is a predicted model, not a curated record. Gene Ontology annotation, cellular component: membrane. Gene Ontology annotation, biological process: netrin-activated signaling pathway. Gene Ontology annotation, molecular function: protein binding; netrin receptor activity. NCBI's taxonomy places the organism in Eukaryota, Metazoa, Echinodermata, Asteroidea, Valvatida, Acanthasteridae.